GUAGAGAGUCUCUAUAACACAUAAUUAAUCUGAGAAUCAAAGGAUGAGAAGGACGAGAAGAACAGAUGAAGGAGAGAAUCAUCAAGAAUACAAGAAAGGGUUAUGGACAGCAGAAGAGGACAACAUUCUUAGAGAUUAUGUCCUUACUCACGGCAAAGGCCAAUGGAACCGCAUCGUCAGGAAAAACGGGCUGAAGAGGUGUGGAAAAAGCUGUAGACUUAGAUGGAUAAAUUAUCUGAGCCCUAAUGUGAAUAAAGGCAAUUUCACUGAACAAGAAGAAGACCUCAUUAUUCGUCUCCACAAGCUCCUCGGCAACAGAUGGUCUUUAAUAGCUAAAAGGGUGCCUGGAAGGACAGAUAACCAAGUCAAGAAUCAUUGGAACACUCAUCUCAGCAAAAAAAUCGUAGGGGAUUAUUCCUCCGCUGUCAAAACCACCGGAGAAGAAAAUUAUCCACCGUCACUACUCAUCACCGGCGCAACAGCUUCUUGUCAUCAUCAACAAGACAAAAUCUGUGACAAGAGCUUCGAGGGCCUAGUAUCAGCUUCUUACGAGAAUAAACCAAAAGCAGGGUUGACACAGAGAGAAGUCAUGGUGGAAAACACUAAUGAUUCGAGUAUUUACUUCAAAGAGAGGAACAACUUUGAUAGCAGUAACGCUUUCUGGUUUAAUGAAGACGAUUUUGAGAUGAAUUCAUUUGUUAUGAUGGAUUUUGCGUCGGGUGAUAUUGGCUACUGCCUCUAGUUAUGAUAUAAAAAAUUUGUGUUUAAUGUUCUUAAUUCUGGUUCAUUAAGGUUUAAGGAUAUUGAUAUAUAUACGAUCUACGAGUGCUUCUUUUAUA
This is a messenger RNA of Raphanus sativus (radish), 839 nucleotides long. Its product is annotated as trichome differentiation protein GL1. Bases 44 to 742 code for a protein of 232 amino acids. Lineage: Eukaryota; Viridiplantae; Streptophyta; Magnoliopsida; Brassicales; Brassicaceae. The transcript has 3 exons. The record is from RefSeq and is a predicted model, not a curated record.